Molecule: messenger RNA, 1511 nt
Organism: Daldinia caldariorum
Lineage: Eukaryota; Fungi; Ascomycota; Sordariomycetes; Xylariales; Hypoxylaceae
Exons: 3
Coding region: 290-1189 (299 amino acids)
Source: RefSeq, a predicted model, not a curated record
CGGCUCAUCUACCCCCCCUGACUCCAUAGUCAACUUUUUCUUACUAUGUAUGCCCUACCCUCGUAUCGUGAGGUUCAUUUUCAUCAUAUCCUUUAAUAAGACCUACAAUCGCUUUCCGUACGCUUGGUCUCUUUCCCCCUCUCACCAUGCAUACGCUCCUUUUGUGGUGUUGCAAGAGAUUUAUAUUCUCCUUCGUUGAAGUUUGAGGAUCUUUAGCAUUCCAACCUACGCUCGUUGUCUCUUGAAUAAAUCGUCACUCUUUAGGUAUUAUUAUACUCGACUCUUGGAAAUGCGCGCCUCUUCUUCUAUCGCAGCGGUAGCCGUCCUGGCUCGCGGCGUAUUCGCUCAAUGCACUGAUAGCUUUGCCCUCCUUGCCGGCAACCAAGAAAUCGCAGAGCAAUGUGCUCCUAAGGUAUCGACUGAUGCCGUAGCUCUAUGCAACAGUUAUCUGGGCACGAGCACAGUUUUCGCGGUUCCUCCAUCCAAAACGGCUUUUACAACCACUACGAAGGUGGCUACUCGUACUGUUACCAGAGUAGUAUUCGCACCAACCACUACUACCGAGACGGAAAUAAUUAUCUCUACUUCGAGUACCACUGUCUUCGCGGCUCCCUCCCCUGGCCCGAUUGGUCGCCGCGAGAUAGAAGCGAAUGGAAGUCCGGCCAGCCCGCCCGCUUGUCCUACUUUGGCAAGCUUACCAACGGACAGCAUCUCAGGCUCGGCCAUCAGCUCCGCCUGUAGCUGCCUGGGCGCGAGUGCCGUCGUGUCGACCGCAUCAUCCGAUGCUACUACCACAAGCACUAUUACGAAACUGGAGACGACUGUAACCACUGCAACAACAACUUCGGCCAUCUUCACUUAUACCAAGAGCACCACGACCACCGUCGUAGCUGUGGAAACCCAAACAGUGGCAUACGACCGCUGCAGCGUCGGCUACAGCUCGGGAGGUAACGGGAAAGGGAACCAUGUCGAAAACGUCCAGGCUAACUCUUCGCAACACUGUUGCCAGAAGUGCCAGCAAAAGCAGAACUGCGUCGCGUCGGUUCACACAGGCGCAGUGUGCCAGCUGCUGAUCAAGGAAACGCGACUUCAGGGCGCGAGCACGUCUGAGCAAUGCCCCCUUGGUGUAGAGGACUACCCAUUCGGACCAACCGGCGGAGUUGUGUAUCCGGGACCUUGCGGAUACUAACGAAGCAGGUAGGUAUACCAUGAUUCGGAGCAUCUUCGAGAAUUGCCGUACGUCAGGGAAGAGCACCCAGCACGUGCAAGUAGUUUAAUGUAAUCAACUCAUAAUAACUAAUAAUAAUAACAACAAUCCUCCACAGAGGAUAGUAUACCUCAAAUGGUUCAACCAGUCCCUACAUCGGUCAAAAAGGUGCUAAUCCCUGGUUAACCAUCUUCCCGAGUCAAAAUUACUUCAAGCCGCAAAAGACCUGUGGCAUCGAGCAACUAGGCAAGAUAUCCACUACAGGAGCUAAGCUAGGUACCUCCUAGCCUACGAAGUCUAACUU